Molecule: messenger RNA, 3893 nt
Organism: Lytechinus variegatus (green sea urchin)
Lineage: Eukaryota; Metazoa; Echinodermata; Echinoidea; Temnopleuroida; Toxopneustidae
Product: ubiquitin carboxyl-terminal hydrolase 30-like
Exons: 9
Coding region: 61-1716 (551 amino acids)
Biological process (GO): protein deubiquitination
Cellular component (GO): nucleus; cytosol
Molecular function (GO): cysteine-type deubiquitinase activity; cysteine-type endopeptidase activity
Source: RefSeq, a predicted model, not a curated record
AGGUAGCUAGUCUACCGUGUCUCGAUCUGUGAAACUACCGGACAUGACUUUAUUUUGAAAAUGAAAGGUUUCCACAUCCAAUCUGAAAACCUUGUGCCAAUCAUUGGGUUAGGUGUAACUGCAGCUGUUGCAUUGUUGUAUAUUCUUUGGAGCCCAGGACCAAGCAAUUCUAAGAGAACCGGAAGAAAAAGAAAAGUUGCUGGUCUAGAGAAUCUGGGUAACACAUGUUACCUGAACACCAUCCUACAGAGUUUAGCAGCAUGUCCAGCAUUCUUAGCUUGGCUUAAUAGAGCCCUUAGGAGAGGAUGCUUCAAGGGAAGAGGCAAUGAGCUGGCUUACAGGCUCUCACGAACCUUAGAAGGUGUUAAUGAUUAUUCCUCUUCUACUGUGUACUCACCUCAUGAGGUUUUAUAUUCUCUCUAUAAUCGAAAUUGGAGACCAGGACAAGAGCAGCAGGAUGCUCACGAAUUAUUUCAAUUUUUGUUAAGUGAAUUAAGUGAAGAUAGAGAACAACCAACCUCUCCUCUGCCUCUGAGUGAAGCUCCAAAGCUAGUGAAGCAUGUACCUAAUGGUAGAGUGAAUCAUUCUGGGCUGAGGUCAAGCAUCAAAGCCAACUUGCCCCGAGUGACCAUCAGAGACGUUGAUUCACCAUUCAGGGGACUCCUAGCCCACCACCUAUCAUGUACAAUAUGUGGACACAAGAAUCCUGUGACGUACACCAGCUUUGACUGUCUGUCCCUGCCGAUCCCCACCCUAUCCCUUCUCCGCACCCUCUCCUUAGACUGCAUUCUAGAGAGAUUCACCCACACUGAGCUGGUCCAUGAUGUGGAGUGCGUAGAAUGCAGUAAGACAUCCACCAGUCCCCAGGAAGAUGGGGGUAGAGUAGGAGGAGGGGACGGGGCGAGGAAGGUGCAAGGAGAUGGGGACAGGCAGAGUGGUUCCCAGGUGAGUGCGGAGAGCAGUCCAGGGACAAGUCCACAGGCCAGGUCCAGGAAAAAGUGUAAAAGAGUCUUCCAAAAACAGAUGACUAUUAGCAAGCUACCCCAGUGUCUUUGCAUUCACAUCCAGCGUGUUGGUUGGCAAACCGAUGGUCUUCCUUUCAGGAGAGAGGAACACAUCAUGUUUCCUGAAGUCCUUGAUAUGAGCAGAUACCGGCUGGCAUCGGUCAACGCAACCUGUAAUAAUGGAAGCAUAGGUGUCACCAAGUCACUGCGACUGGUUCAGCAAACAGCACUUGCAAAUAAUCAGAAAACAAUAACCACCAAAAAAUCGGGUUCAUCGUCAAUGAAUCACUCAUUCAUUGGAGACCGGUUUCUCUCUCCAUCUCGUCCUGCAUCAUUACGCUUGGUAGGCGGAGGAUGGAGACCAACAGAGCAAGAGGAAGAGGAAGAAGAAGAAAAGGAGGAUAAGGAAGAGGAGAGAACACAGAACCUUGAGAAUACAACUCUAGAAGAUGAUAAAGAUAGUUAUCUAGAUGUCAGCAAUUACAGCUCCAGACCCAUGGAAUCCAAGUACAGGCUAGCUUCGGCUGUGGUUCACGUUGGCAAUGCAUUCUCUGGACAUUUUCUGACAUAUCGGCGUGGGCCUAGUAAACCGAAUGAACCUUUGAAUUCACAUUGGUUGUGUGUGUCAGAUGAGAGUGUUUACACUGCACAGCUAUCUGAUGUUCUCUCACAGAAGGCAUACAUGCUUUAUUACCAGAGGGAGUGUCAGUGAGAAGAGACCCCAAUGUCCAAAGACUGUCAACAUUGCUCAGAUAUCUGAUGUACUGUCACACAAGGAAUAUAUGCUUUACUACAAGAGAGUGUUAGUGAGAACGUAUCACUGUGGUCAUGUUUUAUUUUAUGUAAGGUCAUGGAUUCAAAUCCUGUGUUGGAACCUGGACAUCAUUGAUCCAUGCAUUGUUCUGGGAUUGUUUUAGAAGCAAAAAAGAUUUUCUAGACACCUGCCUUAUAUCCCAUGAAGAUUUUGCUCUAACCUCUGCAGUGAUCAUGAUGUGGAAAUUGUAUAGGGAAUAUACACUUUAAGGUUGUGGUAAACCUUUAAUACUUCCUAUUUUUCACCUGAAUAAGAGAAUUAGAUCCCUUAUAGACCCCUUCAAGUGACAUCUCAUGCCAGCCAAUGUAUGAAGAGGAAACAAAUGUUUAAGGUAACCAACAAGUUGCCUUAUUGAAAGUCAUUUAUGAUAUCCCAUAUUGGGAGCCCUGUAAAAUCUUGAUGAAUCCAUUGACCAUAUUGAAAAUGUAUUAAGGUCAACUGCAGUUUAAAUCGUUGGUCUAGUAUAAAUAGCCAUAUCUUUGGCAUAAGUCGGCCACAGAAGAUGUUGGACUUUACACCAAGUUUGAUACCGAAAGUCUCAAACAUCUGUAAUUGUAUUAGAACUAUCCAAUUGGUUUCUUCUUAUUCUUGUCUUUUCUUGACCUUGUAAAUGUAAGACUGAAUUCCUGUAAACAUAUGGAGCAUUUUAUAAUGAAUAUAUUUGCUCCAUAUGGCUAUCCAUACUUCAAGCCAUUGAUUUGAAUUACAAAGUUCACUGUUGCAAAUACCAACCAUUAUAUUGAGAUGCCAAUGUUGAGUUGUGGAGAUCAAACAGGUCUCUUUUAAAUGAUACCACUUUUGAUAGAUUUCAACAGGUGAUCAAUGACAAGCUAACCAGAUGUCAUCACCUUUUGCGAUGGGCAACACAUUUGACUAUUCCUCAGCAGCAUUGUGAUGUAUGAGGCAUCACAAUGUACGUAGCCUAUGGUGAUGUAUAACACAUUAUAAUGCGAAUAGUGCACAGUCUAAGCUAUGCCCAUUUAUAACUAGUGGUGAUCAGUAACAAGUCAUUCAGACAUUACUUUAACUUGCUAUCCAUAGCACAAACGUGAUCACAAGUGAUGAUAGACCAUGAGAGAUGAUCAGUCAUCACUCGUGAGCACUGACAGUGCUAUCAGUCAUAAUUUUUUAUAUUGUAUGAAAAGGAGAGAGAGGGGGGGGGUAAUGUAAUGCAGUGCCUGCCACUCUUUCAUGAAACAUAUCGAUUGAUAUCCAAUGAUACAGAAUUUAAGAGUUUUUUGCCAGUUUCAUCAUCUAGAGUUUCUUUCUCAAAGCUUCUUGUGAGAGGUUGUGAACGAAUAUACAAAUGACUGGACACUUGAAAGUCAAAUCGGGUUUCUUAGUCAAUGUUUGACACAUUGAUACUCAUAGCCAAAGUUGAAUAUAUGCAGAUGUUAAUACCUCCAUUUUACAGAGAGCAAGAGAUCUCUGAAAGACCAUUUAAAGAUCACUGUUGGGACCAGUCUAAGAUCAGUGAGACAAGAAGAAUCAGUCAAGCUGUCAGGUUUUUAGAGCCAUCCAACAGAGACCACUAAUUUCAGUAAUCUAUAAGAGUGCUGAAAGACCUUGCCAGCUUUCCACCUUUCAGUCGUAUCUCAAGGGUCUCCAUACUGUGGAAUGGGGUUUAUGUAGUUAGUUUGGAGAUUCAUUCUCCACAAUUGACAUAAAAAUCGUUUUGAAUAUAUACAAAUAUUGCUAGAACAUCAGGAUAAAUCUUAUUAGACUGGCAUGUAAGCACUUCAUACCUGAAUCAGUUAUUUGUACAUUUAUUUUUAAAGACAAAUGACUGUACAAAUGGCUUUAUGAAUGACCCCAGCAUUUCUGUAUAAUAGGUAUGCCAAGUAUAGCCUGUAUAGGUCAUGUCAAGCCUAUGUAUAUUUUAGUUGAACCAUGUGGAGACUGUAUGGUAAAAGAUGUUUCUACUUGACCACUUUGAGAUGACAGACCAAGGAGAUGGAAGCUGUUGAAUAGUUGCAAUAUUGUUUAAUACCAAUGGUUAUGAUGUGUGUGUGUGUGCGUUACUCUAUAUGCUGUUCUUAAAAGACAAGUCCACCCCAACAAAAACUUGAUUUGCA